Molecule: messenger RNA, 1364 nt
Organism: Cryptococcus amylolentus CBS 6039
Lineage: Eukaryota; Fungi; Basidiomycota; Tremellomycetes; Tremellales; Cryptococcaceae
Product: ribosomal protein L13
Exons: 6
Coding region: 28-627 (199 amino acids)
Biological process (GO): translation; negative regulation of translation
Cellular component (GO): ribosome; cytosolic large ribosomal subunit
Molecular function (GO): mRNA binding; structural constituent of ribosome
Source: RefSeq, a predicted model, not a curated record
AAAAAACAUCCAUCAGGGCAGGUCACAAUGUCUUCCUUCUCCGCCCAGCCCAUCGUCAUUGACGGUAAGGGACACCUCCUCGGUCGUCUCGCUUCCAUCGUCGCCAAGCAGCUCCUCUCUGGCCAAAAGGUCACCGUCGUCCGAUGUGAGGAGAUCAACAUCUCUGGCUCCUUCUUCAGGAACAAGCUCAAGUACCACGACUACCUCCACAAGCGACACAUUGUCAACCCCAGGAAGUCUGGUCCCUUCCACUUCCGAGCCCCCUCCAGAAUCCUCUUCAAGGCCAUCCGCGGUAUGAUCCCCCACAAGCUCUCCCGAGGUGCCGCCGCCCUCAAGCGCCUCGAACUCUUUGAAGGCGUGCCCCCCGCGCAGGACAAGGUCAAGAAGAUGGUUGUCCCCGCCGCCCUCCGAGUGCUCAGGUUGAAGCCCGGGAGGAAGUUUUGCACUUUGAAGAGGUUGAGUGCGGAGGUUGGGUGGAAGUAUGGGGAUGUUGUGGACAGGCUUGAGGAGAAGAGGAAGGUUAAGGGUCAGGCUUACCACGAGCGCAAGACUGCCGCUCUCAAGCUCCAGAACAAGGCCGCCGCCUCUGCCCCCAAGGCCGACAACCUCAUCCAGUACGGUUACUAAAUACAGUGACAGUGUCCAGAUGUAGGGAUUGACGAGGUGAUGGUGGAUGUUGGGCGCAUUUAUGCACUUUGAUACAAAAAAAAAACGGACCGUGGCUGAGUCUUGGUCUUGAUGCGAGUACUGACGAGAUGUUGGGAUUACAUGGAUUGGGUUGGGGAUUUGGGAUUGGAGAAUUUGAGUGGGGAUGUGGGCACGCACUGAUCAUGUCUUUGCUCACUUGCUAGUUGCUACAGGUGGAAUUACUAUGCUGACUUGCCAGCGAGAAUGGAAAUGUUUCUCUUCACAGAAGCUCGCCUUUCCCACGCGCCACCUUCCCUGACCGACAUGAGGUUUACCAGCACUUUUCCGGAGCAGAUGCGUCCCCGGGUCCACUCUCAACCUUUGCCUGGGGAAGGCGGUGAUGGUCACUACGAGGUGUAUUAGUCUUUCCUACCAUCCACGUGAGUUCUCUUGAGUGAGCUGUCCGAUGUGGUACACUUGACCAUGACUCAUUUUCCCAUCUUGCGUAUAUAGCCUGGGUUCAUGUCCCACAAACACGACAGAGACGUGGCGUCUUGUGACUUGGAACCCUCAACUCGAUGCUAGGAGUACUUGGAGGUCGCUUUGCAGGUUUGUAGCGUUCUUAAGUGGAAACAGUCGAGAUGGAGUUGCAAAUGUGAACAAUGAUGUCGAUGGCCGAGCAAUGGUAUCAGCUCGUUGGGCCUAUGCUGUUGAUGAGUGGGAUUUUGUGAUAUGUG